Molecule: messenger RNA, 568 nt
Organism: Mustela lutreola (European mink)
Lineage: Eukaryota; Metazoa; Chordata; Mammalia; Carnivora; Mustelidae
Gene: NAA38
Product: N-alpha-acetyltransferase 38, NatC auxiliary subunit
Exons: 3
Coding region: 147-524 (125 amino acids)
Cellular component (GO): NatC complex
Molecular function (GO): RNA binding
Source: RefSeq, a predicted model, not a curated record
UCUGCAGUUGCCCCGGAGACGACGACGACGACGAGGAGAGGUGAUCUCGUGGAAGAAAAUAGGUCGGGAGCACUCGCGAGAUCUCAAACCGCCGGACUCGAAAGGUUCUUAGGAAGUUGACCGGCCCUGAAGAGGCCCCGGGACAAAUGGCUGGGGCUGGACCAACCAUGCUGCUACGAGAGGAGAAUGGCUGUUGCAGCCGGCGUCAAAGCAGCUCCAGCGCCGGGGACUCGGACGGGGAGCGCGAGGACUCGCCGGCCGCGCGGGCCCGGCAGCAGCUGGAGGCGCUGCUCAACAAGACGAUGCGUAUUCGCAUGACAGAUGGCCGGACCCUGGUCGGCUGCUUCCUCUGCACCGACCGCGACUGCAAUGUUAUCCUGGGCUCGGCGCAGGAGUUCCUCAAGCCGUCGGACUCCUUCUCUGCGGGGGAGCCCCGUGUACUGGGCCUCGCUAUGGUACCCGGCCACCACAUCGUUUCUAUUGAAGUGCAGCGGGAGAGCCUGGCGGGGCCUCCCUAUCUCUGACCGCGGCCACGCGUGCUCGGCAGACCAUUAAACCUGCAACGAAG